Molecule: messenger RNA, 4892 nt
Organism: Astyanax mexicanus (Mexican tetra)
Lineage: Eukaryota; Metazoa; Chordata; Actinopteri; Characiformes; Acestrorhamphidae
Gene: pdhx
Product: pyruvate dehydrogenase complex component X
Exons: 11
Coding region: 167-1651 (494 amino acids)
Biological process (GO): pyruvate decarboxylation to acetyl-CoA
Cellular component (GO): pyruvate dehydrogenase complex; mitochondrion
Molecular function (GO): acyltransferase activity
Source: RefSeq, a predicted model, not a curated record
CGUUCUGUUUAAAAUAUGAGGUAAAAACGGAUUCUUCUAUUUUAUUUACUAUUUUAUAAUCAACUGCGGCCCCUCUAAAUCGGAACAGGAGCUCUGUUCAUGUAGUAGGAGCUGAUUUCUCAGCAGGCAGAGAUUUGAACACACUGCGCUGCUGGAGGACACAAACAUGGCGGCCUCCUUGCGGCUGGGGCGUCAGACGGUUUUAACCGGGUUGAGGAUUAUUAAAGUUAAGAGGUGUCAGUGGAGCCCGCAGGUAUGCGGGGGUUUGGUCAGGCAGCUGUUUCAGUCCCCGGCUGUUUUCGGGGCCGCUCCUAUCAAGGUACAGAUGCCAGCGCUCUCCCCUACCAUGGAGGAGGGCAACAUUGUGAAAUGGCUGAAGAAGGAAGGUGAGGCAGUGGCAGCUGGUGAUGCUCUCUGUGAAAUUGAGACCGACAAGGCUGUGGUUACCAUGGAGUCCAAUGACGAUGGAGUCCUGGCUAAAAUUCUGAUGGAGGAAGGUAGUAAGAGUGUGCGUUUGGGGACUCUCAUUGCAGUGAUGGUAGAAGAAGGGGAAGACUGGAAACAAGUGGAAAUCCCUGCUCCAUCUCCUGCUCCUCCCGCUGCUGCUCCAACCUCUACAACUCCUGUAGCCCCACCUCCUAGAUCUGCAGAAGCUGGACAGUUGCGGUUAAGUCCUGCUGCACGGCACAUACUGGACACACAUGGCCUGGACCCUCAUCUAGCCACAGCCACCGGCCCUCGUGGUCUCAUCACUAAAGAGGAUGCUCUAAACCUGCUGAAGAAGGGAGAUGCUGCACGUCGAGCAGCUCCAGUAUCUGCUCCUCCUCCUGCUGCCUCUGCUCCAGCUCCUGCAGCUCCUGCCACUGCCACCCCCGCUCCUACAGCUGCUCCUGCCUCAGGCCGCCCUCUCUAUCCAGCCAUAUCAGUGCCCGGCAAGCCUGGCGCUCCAGGCACCUUCACGGAGGUCCCGGCCUCCAAUGUGCGCAGAGUCAUCGCCCAGAGACUAACCCAGUCCAAAACCACCAUCCCUCACGCAUACGCUACAGUGGACUGUGACCUGGGGGCUGUCAUGAAGCUUCGCAAGCAGCUUGCCAAAGAGGAGAUCAAAGUAUCUGUCAAUGAUUUCAUCGUGAAAGCUGCAGCUGUUACGCUUAAAGAGAUGCCAGAGGUCAACGUGACCUGGUCAGGUGAAGGACCCCAGGCCCUGGACUCCAUCCACAUCUCCAUCGCCGUGGCAACCGACCGCGGCCUCAUCACCCCCAUCAUCAAAGACGCGGCGGACAAAGGUGUGCAGGAGAUUGCCGCCAACGCCAAGGCCUUGGCACAGAAAGCAAGAGCAGGAAAACUGCUACCAGAAGAAUACCAGGGGGGAUCCUUCAGUAUCUCCAACCUUGGCAUGUUCGGCAUCAGUGGCUUCAGCGCGGUCAUCAACCCUCCACAGGCCUGUAUCUUGGCGGUUGGCCGCUCCAGAGACGAGCUGACGCUGGCCCCAGAGGGCCCGGACGACUCGGGCCCUGUCCUUCGUACUCGGCAGCUUAUGACGGUUACCCUGUCCAGCGACGGGCGGCUCGUGGACGACGAACUCGCAUCCCGCUUCUUGGAUAAAUUUCGCGUUAAUUUGGAGAAGCCCCAGCGCAUGGCCCUGGCUUAGGAUAUGGAGGGAAUUAGAGGGAAACAGAGAAAUAUAUUGGACUGAGGGACUGUUACAAAUGAUGUAGAAUAGAGUGAUUUUCAGGGUUCAGCUGGGGGAAGAAAAAAAAAAACGAUGGUCAUGUUUCCUGUACCGGGAUUUAUUGCGUCCUCUCACUGGAUAUAAAGGUACAUAAGUACAUUGUGUGCUAGUUCUAUGUCCCUUUUUUUGCUGAAUGAAAUGGUAAGUCGUAGGUGUGAUGCUGUGGAUAACAACGCUGCCUUCCCCGUGGCAGACUUGGGUUCAGUUCCCUGGCACAUACACAACACUACACCAAGAAGGCUAGAGAUAUACCUGCUGGUAAAUGUGCAUUCGAAUACCAUAUUUUUUGCACUAUAAGGUGCACCGUAUUAUAAGGUGCACUACCAAUGAACGUCUAUUUUCUGGUCUAUUUUCGCACAUAAGGCGCACUGGAUUAUAAUGUGCAUUUUAAGAGACACUAUAAGGAACUUCUUUAACUAAUUUAGCAGGUCUCACCGUUGGAUGGUGGUUGGGGAGUAACUAAGCUAAGUAAAGCUAUGCUAAGUAAACAAAACUGUGUUCAAAAAAAAGUCAAACGAGCGCUAGAUGUUAAUCUACACAGAUUUCUCUCCUAAAAACUGUUUAUUUAGGUGAGUAAAGCGCUUUAGUUUAUUUACAGUAAAUUUAGAUUCCCGAAUUCCUCCAGCACUAAGGCUGGAGCAUUAGCAUUAGCGGCUAACCGCUAGGGGUUAGAGGCUAAUGCCUCCCGAUAGCACUACACUGAGGAACCCUGAGUGCUCCAGUAAGCAAGGGCGAUAUUAGCUAGCGGUUUGUCCCACAUAGCUUGUUUCAACACAGUAAACAUGUAGGCUGCAGUCUGAUAUACUUUCCCUCUGAACGAUGAAAGAGCUAGCGCUUUUGCGGUUAGUGGCUAAUGCUAAUGCUGCUACAGCAGUGCUAGCCGUUCUUAGCUGCCGCCUACAGGCCAAUAAUACUUAGCUCUCAAUGUGGGAAAUAGCAGUUAGCAGCUAAUGCUAAUGCUACUCCAGUCUCGGUGAUGGAGAACUAAACUAAAACUUGUAUAACGCUGUACUUCAGCUAGCUAGCUAACUUUUCCUUUCCAACUUGGAAAAUGGUGCAACAGAUGACAGAAGCUGCAGCUCCAGCAUUUAAGGUGAACUGGAAAAAUUAAAGAAAAUAAAAGCUCCCCAUCACAGAGGAAUUAAAAAAUGCACAUGAAUAAUUUCAGCAGCACAGUCUACCCCCUUUCUAAAGACAUAAGAUAAAGCCCUAAAUUUAAGAAUUUAACCAGCAGCUAGGUUGCUGAACUUUAGCACUCCACUGCUAUAUCUAUAUCUGUAUCAGGUGUUUAAAGCCUUCUUAGAGGAGGAUUUCACCCCUUCCUCUUAUAACUCUGUUACACACAAAACAAAGGGGUAGAGGUACAAAAGAGAAAUGGGAUAGGGCCAAAGACUGAGCCACUCAACAGCUCUAAGUUGUUCGAUGCAGCUGUAUGAUGUGUCCUUGCCACAGCUGCAAGUGGAUGCGUCUUUUUGAAGCCUCCAGUAUCAUGUGCAGCACACAGGGAAGUACAUAAACAGAUACAGAAGUUGUUAAUGUGAACACAUGAUCAUACAGCAGCUAUAUCUCUAGCCUAAGAAGCUUUUGACCAAUCUCCUAACCCUCAUAACUCGAGUUCACACUAGCAGACGACAAGUCGCUGAUGAUCCCCCACGUCUCUCGUCUCGUGUGGGCGUGUUCAAGGCUACUCGGACUGUCACACGUGGGAGUAAACAAGCUUCUGAAAGAAAAUGUCAUGGCCACGGAAAAUCUAAUACUAUAGAUCAGUCUACUAUUUUUCCUAAGAAUGUGUAUUUAUUUAUUUAACUAAAUUGAUGGUGAAUUGAAUAAUGAAAUUAAAUAAUUAGAUGUGGAAAAUAGAAACAGUGAAUAUGAGCCUCUCUUUUAUGUUUAGCACAAGACAGUUGAAAGUACAGUUGAUUCAGUGUUCUGUAAGCACUGAUGAUGUCCUUAAUAUGCUUUAAAUAUAUACUGUAUAUACAGCUCUAAAAAAAUUAAGAUACCACUUAAAGUGAGGAGUUUCUUUGAUUUUACCAAAUUAAAAACCAAAAGCAGUGUGUAAGACUGGUGGAGGAGAACAUCCCAGGAUGCAUGAACACUGUGAUUAAAAACCAGGGUUAUUCCACCAAAUAUUAAUUAUCUUAAAACUCUCUUAAAACUUUAUGAAUAUGAACUCGUUUCCUUCACAUUAAUUGAGGUCUAAAAGUUAUGCUUUUUUUUAUUUUGUUAUUUCAGCCAUUUCUCAUUUUCUGCAAAUAACUGCUCUAAAUGACAAUAUUUUUAUUUGGAAUUUGGGAGAAAUGUUGUCUGUAGUUUAUAGAAUAAAACAACAUGAACAAAUGUUAAUUUUACUCAAACAUACACCUAUAAAUAGAUAUAUGUUAAAAAACAUCAGAGAAACUUAUUCAGAAACUGAAGUGGUCUCUUAAUUUUUCCAAGGCUGUAUAUUGUUGAUAUGAUAAGAUAUUUUUUCACAAAACAGUAAAAUAUUAUCAUAUUGUAAACCUCUAAUACAAACACAAAAUUCAGAGAGCAGAAACACGAACCUUGGACCUCUGUUUAAGUAUGAUUGGUCUAAAGAAUUUGUUGGAGCUAAUCGUUUAGUAGUAUGUCACUUAGCAUAUCACCACACGUUAAUUUGGUGAGAAUUGAAGAAGAAAAAAAUCACGAAUUAAUUUUACGCUUGUUACUAAAUCUGAGCUACGAAACAUACUCCCUUAGGAAAGGACUAGUGUUGCAUGCUAGUGUGAACGCAAGCAAGGUGAGUACUUUCACCUACCUAUGUCCCUGUGUAACAUGGUUCGGAUAGCAGUAGCUGGUAUGGAUAAGACCAUCAAGAAGGUGCCAUACGUGUAAAUGUAAAAACACAAAAAGGGGGGAAAAAACACAAAGUAAAAGUUUUUUAUGUACAUUUGGACAUAUUUGAGUAUUUAUUGUGGCCAACAAGUUCACUGUAUAGAUUUAAAAAGGCACUUUUAAAACUAAAGGGGAUUUCUGCCUUAAAUGGUGGCCAUUUUUUUCCUCGUUCAUCUUCUCAAAUCUUGUUUCUUGUAACUUUGUUUUCCCUAACGUACUCAAACGUGCUGAGAGCUCAAAUCCAUAAAUCCUCUGGAGUGUCAUAAAGCAUACAGUCAAGCAAAUAAAAUCACGUCUGAACCAA